Lates calcarifer (barramundi perch) is the source of this 3141-nucleotide messenger RNA. RefSeq names its product dematin actin binding protein (gene dmtn). Gene Ontology annotation, molecular function: actin filament binding. Bases 115 to 1332 code for a protein of 405 amino acids. The record is from RefSeq and is a predicted model, not a curated record. The transcript has 16 exons. Gene Ontology annotation, biological process: lamellipodium assembly; actin filament bundle assembly; cytoskeleton organization. Gene Ontology annotation, cellular component: plasma membrane; actin cytoskeleton. NCBI's taxonomy places the organism in Eukaryota, Metazoa, Chordata, Actinopteri, Centropomidae.
ACACACACACACACACAGAGCUCAGAUCCAUUGACGUGCUCUCUGGCAGUUAAAAGCUCUUAGUGAUAAGACUAUCGGACACAGAGAGCACUCAGACUGCUGCCGGUCAGAUGGAUGGAUGGCUCGGUCCUCAGAGACCCUCAAACAGGCAAACUGGUUAAAACCAAACAGGAGGAAGGUUUCUCCUCAGUCAUGCAGAAGGUGGAGGGACGGGUCACCCCGGUCAACCUACCUUCUUCCCGGGGCCCGAGCACCCCGGGGUCUCCUGCCACCAGCAUCACGGCCCGAGUGAACGACCAGGUGGUGGGUUACAGAGACCUGGCAGCUCUGCCCAGAGAUAAAGCCAUCCUGCAGGUGGAGAGACCGGACCUGAUGACGUACCAACCACACCUGAGCUUCUCCCCGCUCGACCCGCCACGCAGAGAGCGAUCUCUCUCUCCUCCCUCCACGUCUCCCACCAUGUCCCCUGAGGUGAAGGGACGCCGAGCAGAGAGUGAGAGCGGUUCUCCUGGAGGAUCCACACUGCAGCUCAACGCUGGACGCAAGAUCAGCACCAGCCUGCAGCACUUCCACAGACCAGAUAAUGGAACCAACAUCUACAGGAAACCUCCCAUCUACAAACAGGAUGUUACCAAACAUCUGGAGGGCAGCGGGGUCAUUCAGUCGGCAAAGUUUCCUGCAGCUCAGCCUCCAGAUCCCAACCAGCCGUCCAAGAUCGAGACAGAGUACUGGCCCUGCCCCCCCUCCCUGGCUGCCAUGGAGAUCGAGUGGAAGAAGAAGAAGCUGCAGGAGGAGGAUGAGUUCGAGGACCUGACAGAAGAGGCCAAGACGCUGCAGGAGCAGGAGCUGGAGAAGAUCAAGUCCAACCUGGGCCGCCUGAUCCUGAAGGAGGAGAAAGAGAAAGCCGUUCAUUUCCGGAGGAAGACGCAGUCGCUGCCCGACAGAACACACAUGCACAGCAGUUUGUCAGCGAGUGCAUCGAAGUCUCCUUCACGUUCAGGAUCAGGUCUGACCAGAAUGCAGUCUGCAGAGUUUUCCACAGACGGAGACAAAGGACCAUCAGCUGCUCAGAACGGAGAAGCUCGGAGGGAGAGGAUGGACAGAGGAAACUCUCUGCCCAGUAUCCUGGAGCAGAAGGUGUAUCCAUAUGAAGCUCUGGUUGUGACCCACAGAGGGCGCUGUAAGCUGCCGCCAGGAGUCGACCGCACUCGACUGGAGAGGCAUCUGGCUCCGGAGCAGUUCGAGCAGGUCUUCGGGAUGCCGAUGGCCGAGUUCGACCGCCUCUCUUUGUGGAGACGAAAUGAACUGAAGAAGAAAGUCUCACUUUUCUAACAGGAAGUGACCUCGUUCCCCAACAAAUACUUGACGAAGCGCCUGCUUUGAAAGAAGGAGAAGGAGAGGCCAUAACAUCAGAUAUCAACAAUCACACAGAGCCAUUCAUCACAUUAGUCCACACAAACACAUCCUCCAUCUUAACUAACCAAUCACGUCCCUGGAUGUGCGCCGGCCCCCGAGGAUCAGACAGAGUUUACUGAAGGCUGGUCCUGAUUAACCCUUUACUCUGACUAACCUUAACUGAUGCACUGACACUCAGACAUAUUACCUGUGCUGCACUUAUAAUCACCACCUGCUUGCAAACCAUCCUCAUUACCUGUCCACUCAUCAUCAUCAUCAUCAUCACCUUUGUCUUUGUUUCUCAGAGUUAAAACCUGCAGAGGUUUGGCUCAUGGUGUGAGAUUAGCAGGUCAGCAGCUACCUGUGGGUUUAACUCAGGUGUUCUGGUUUCAUGAAGCUGGUUCACCCUCAAAUCCUGACCAAUCAGAUUCGCUGGAAAAUGGAGUCAUCAUUUCCACAGGAUCCCGACAGGGACACAAAUACUGAGUUUAUAAUGAAGUCACAAAUACUUAAGAACGAGUGACGUUUUUAAACUGAGCAGAACAAUCACUUCUCUGACUGACAGCAGAUAUUUCCUGGAUCAAACGUGUCGGCUCAGCAGGAAGAAAUCAGCUCUUAGCUUUUUAUUGAUUAUUGAAAUCAGAAAGCUGACGUCUCGAUCAAUCGCCACAUGGCAUGGCGACGCUCGACGUUAACAUGAAGAUCACAAAAAAGGAAACAGCAGCAGCGACAUCGUAGAUCAUUUGACAGACGAACCACCUCUUAGUUUCUGUCAUUGUGCUGAUGGAGAGCUAACCUUACUUUGUGAUGCUGCCCCCUGCUGGUCAUGUGCUGAACCGCAUUUCACAUUAAUUUUCGCAAGGUAGCUAUGAUGUGUACGAAAACACGUAGUUAAAAACGAGUAUAUGAGCGACGAUGCUAGGAAGAAAAAUAAUAAUUAGAUAAAGUUUGAACAAAAAUAAAAUGGAGGUAGAUCUGCUCUGAGUCAGACGAGUGACGGACGUCAAAAACGCUUCUAACAAACCUUUCUGUGUGGCGUGACCUUUAACCUGAACCUUAAUAUCUGGAUAUUCAUCUCCAGCGUUUCUACAGAUUCUUCUGCUUCUGCUCUGCAGAAAUCCUUUAACUUUAUCUCUGUGAACUGGACCAGUUCAGAACCAGCUCCAUGACACCAGUUAUCAGGAUCACUGAUGUGAAGCCAGGAACUCAAACAGAAACAGACCCAGUUAAUCUUUAAUCGUGGUUCAGGCCUCUGAAGUUUCUGCUCUCGACUUGAAUGAUUCAUGUGAGGAGCUACUGUCACAUAUUAAACAUGUAACAGACGAUAAAAUCUAUUUAUUACGUGGAGCUUUUUAUUUAUUUGAUGAUUGUAAUUUUUACUGCCACAAGUCUCACGUUUGUUUGCUGCUGUGAACGUUCUUAUUUGGAAAAUAUUGUUUUUGCUGUACAGUUUGUUUUAAUUAUUUAAUGGGCGCCUGUUGAUGACAUCAUCCCUCACUUAACUCACCGCCAACAUCUCCCCACUAAUUUCAUCCAGACAUUUUAAAGGAGUAGUUCGUACUUAUCAACAUGGUAGCGUCUGUAUUGGAUUGUGUCUUGAGGUAGAAAUCGUCUCUCUGCCAUCACAUCUCCACGCUCAGUGUCCGUUCUUCAUGCUUUCUUCUGGUGACACCUUCACACCAUCAGUCCUCUUUGUUUCUGUUGUACGAUGUACGGGAGUCAAAUAAAUCUGAGAAAAACAUCAAA